This is a messenger RNA of Drosophila nasuta, 2890 nucleotides long. RefSeq lists its product as uncharacterized. The coding region runs from base 16 to 2688 and encodes 890 amino acids. The record is from RefSeq and is a predicted model, not a curated record. The transcript has a single exon. Lineage: Eukaryota; Metazoa; Arthropoda; Insecta; Diptera; Drosophilidae.
CUAAUUAUUUAAAGAAUGUGUAAAAUAUUAUUUGCUAACUAUUUUCUUUUUAAACUUUACAGAAACUUUACUACUACUACUCAUCCGCAAACGAACGGUCAUGGAUAUAUUCAAUUUGACAUAAAUGAUGAACAACCAGAGGAAGCUGCAUCGAAAGAUUUGGACGAACAAAGUAACUCAAAGAAAAACACAGUGCAGGAUGUACUUUCUAGUCUAUUCCCCGAUGGAUUUUCCAAUAUAUUUCGAUUUAUGGGGAGUGAGCCAGAUAGUAAAACUUCCUCAGAAAUGCCCAGAGCCAUAGAAACUACAACAAAUACACCUUUAAUUGAUAGAUUUGUUGGUAAAACUAGCUCAACAACCAACGCUCCAUCGAAAAAUGGCACAUAUUAUAGCUACCAAACAACCGUGACGAGGGAAUAUCGACGUGAAGUGCGUCCAGGACAUACGCAAAUUGUUGUUGAGAAGAUAAGUAGUGCUGAUAAAAAACCAGUAAGCAGUAAUCAAAUAUCGCAGAAUGAUCUGCUACUCAUUAAUCGUGCAGCUGUGACAUCUCCAGUGCUGCCAAGCAUGCUGUUGCAUCCCGAGAACGAGGAUAAUGAGACUCUCGUCGCUGCCGAGAGUGCACCCAUUGUCAUUCUAGGUCAACAUGAAUCCGACAUAGACGAAGUCGAAGACAUAGAGGAUAAUCAGAUAGCCGAGACUCAAAACAUGGAAGAGACGCAUGUUUAUCAUCAUCAAGAGCCAAACAUCCAAACACACUCUUCGAUUCACCCUAUGGAAAGCUACAGUCAUCAGCAUCAGCAAGGACCAGCCGAGAAUCAGAAGUUUAAUGUACAUAUUGACCAUAACAUUUCUCCCGCCAAGAAGGAGGAUACUCCAAAAUCACAUUCCCAACAAGUCUUGCAUCAAUAUCAAGAUCAGGAGGCUCCCUCCAGACAGUUCUUGAAAACUUUCAAGCCUGUCGUCUCUGGUAGUGCCGAUGGACCCAUACCGAAGGGUGUCUUUCAUUAUGAGUCCAGCAACCUGCCGCAACAAUCUAAUUGGAAACAAGCAAAGGAAGUCAACUAUUAUAAGGAAUAUGAAGACCGACAUCAUGAUCAGUCGAACUCAAAGGGAAUUCAUUCCAAGUUGAACACAAAGGCAAUUGCAUCAGCUUCUAAAGAUGAUGCUGCUUCAGGGCCGUCUAACUACGGUGGUCCCACUCCCAGUAGUCUAUUAUAUAUUACACUAACUCCUUCGAAGGAUUCUCAUACUAAUCACGCAGCUGAGAAGCCCUCUUUUCCAAAGCCACACGAUUAUGUCUCCGAAGCAGCUGCAGAGCCCUCUCAACAUCAUGUUCAGAAGGUUAUCUCGCCUAAAGCCAACAAUGCGGACACUCAGCUACUGGUUAAACCUAACGGAUACACCUUCGUUGAGGUUCAAAAAUCUGUAAACAUUCACAACAAACUGAUUACCGAAAAAGACGGACAGUUGGUAGAAAUGCAUGAGACUAUUUACAAUCCGUUGCCUUACCAACAGAAACCAUUUACAUCAAAUUACAGCCCAAAGGAAUAUGUGUCUGGAGCAUCUGAAGUGAAACCUGAACCUGCCAAGAAUUACGAUUCCUUAGCCACUCAUCCCAUCAAUGUUGAGCAAUUGGAGUACGAGAGCUUACCACAAGAAUCGGCUAAUCACGAUGCUGAUUCUGCAUCGUCAAUUUCUCAAAACGCAAUUCCAUAUUCCCCGCCAGUUGAACUAGUUGAAAAGAUCGUCGAUCAACCAGUUAAGGAAAUUGUUGAGAAGCACAUUCCCGUUCCAUAUGCUGUUCCCCAACCCAUCGCUGUGCCAGUUCACUUCGAACACUAUGUGGAUCGUCCAUAUCCUGUGGAAACUAUUGUCGAACAGCCUAUACCCUAUCCCGUAGAGACAAUAGUUGAAAAGAUCGUCGAGAAGAAAGUGCCAGUCGAAGUCGAGCGCAUUGUGGAGAAGCCGAUAGAGAAGAUUGUCGAAAAGUAUGUAGAUCGACCUAUGGCUGUUCCAAUUCAUGUGCCUGUCGCUAUCCAUAUGCCAAUGCCACCAAGUCAUUUGCCCAUCUCAAACCUUGGACCCCAUCAAAAUGCAUUGCAUCCGUGGGCUCAUGCCCAAGUUUCGCAUAUCCCACCCAAGGUGCUACAGAACUAUUACACGCGUAUGCUGAAAAAACUUUUGCCUUAUUUUAACUCCCCACAAAAUCCUGCAGUGAACCAAGCACCAAAGUCAGCAGUAAAUUCGAUAACAAAAGCAACGCCCUUGAAGCCCCCAAUCAAUCCAGUUCAUGGUGAUGCACCCAAGGUGGCCACUUUCAGUCUGGCUGACAUGCGCUUCGAUCUACGCCCACCGCCACCUCCCUCAGGUUCCACAUGGUUACAGGGUGCCCGUUAUAUUUACAACACUUUGCCGGCGGACUUGUCAACAGCAGCGGCCUCUGCUCCUGUAAACAUGGUCAAGUCCUACAUAGGUCCAGUGCCAACGACAAGCACAAACCAUGAGAACAACGGCAACGACUUUGAUGAAUUUAAACGUUGGCGAAGUGGCCAUACUCUGAAGCGGAGUCCCGACUUUAGUCGCAAUCUGCACAUGGAAUAUGGAUUUAAGCCACCGCUUGUGCCUUCGGUUGAGAUUGACGACAAGGGCAUGCCCUUGAAGCAACCGGAUGCUGAAGUUCAGUAAUGGAAUCAUUUUCAUAUGCUAAGAAGUGGAUUAGAAAAGCGUGCCAAAACAUAUACAAAUAUAGCUAUUAUUAUUUAUACAUAUUAUUUCAAAACCAUUUAAUAAAUGUAUAUUAUACCUGCCAGUUUUCCCGCAGAAACAUUAUUAAUUUGUCGAAGUUUUUUUUCAAUUCGACAAGAAAUCUUGAAACUAAUAAUAACUC